AUGCAGUGGAUGUCGGCCGCAAGUGACCUGCAGUACAAGUCGACACACAGUAAACGCGCGUUAGACGUUCGGAUUUCGGACCAGAUUGCUCCACCUUCCGGCGCUACUUCUACAUUCGAGUCCGGAGUCCCGCCGAGUUCGAGCCCCGUCCUCGCCGUCUCCAUUUAUACGUAUCUUUGGACGUCGCCGCCGCCGUCAGACCUGAUUUACAUUUGUUCGCUCCCGCUCGCCGAAGGUCCCCGCACCCGCACCCAUAUCCGCACCGCACUCAGACCGUCAAUUCGCGUUAAGAACCUCACGCUUUACUCGGCGCUAUCCUUGUCUGUAUCUCUCGGCCUCUACUACGAGCGUGCAAGGCGCUGGAACUGA
Molecule: messenger RNA, 369 nt
Organism: Neurospora crassa OR74A
Lineage: Eukaryota; Fungi; Ascomycota; Sordariomycetes; Sordariales; Sordariaceae
Exons: 2
Coding region: 1-369 (122 amino acids)
Source: RefSeq, a predicted model, not a curated record